UUGCCUCCUACUUUUUUUUUUUGCUGGGACUUGGGAGCGGAAAAUCUCGCGCUGGGGUCGUGAGGCGGAAUUAAAUAGGAAGCAAAGUUCGAACACUUAAAAUGCUUCAUGUAGGUCUUCGCUUGUCAAAAAUGCAAGCGGGCGUGCUUUGGAUUUAACGGGGGAGCUUCGGUGGUGUAGUGUGACCCUCCGCCACUACCAGCAUGCUGAGUUUCCUGCGCAGGACCCUGGGGCGACGCUCCAUCCGCAAACAUGCAGAAAAAACGCGGCUACGGGAAGCCCAACGUGCUACAACGCACAUCCCGGCCGCUGGAGAUGCCAAGUCCAUCAUUACUUGCCGGGUGUCCUUGUUGGAUGGGACCGAUGUCAGCGUCGAUCUGCCGAAAAAAGCCAAAGGUGAGGAGCUGUUUGAUCAGAUCAUGUACCAUCUGGACAUAGUAGAAAAAGACUACUUUGGACUACGCUUCAUGGACUCGGCACAAGUUCCGCACUGGAUUGAUAUUACAAAAAGUAUUAAAAAGCAAGUGAAAAUUGGCCCGCCAUACUGCCUUCACAUGAGAGUGAAGUUCUACUCCUCCGAGCCAAACAACCUGCACGAGGAGCUUACCAGAUACCUUUUUGUGUUGCAGUUGAAGCAAGAUAUCCUCAGUGGAAAGCUAGAAUGCCCAUUUGAGACAGCAGUGGAGUUGGCUGCCUUCUCGCUACAGGCGGAACUAGGUGACUGUGACCCACUAGAACACAAUCUGGACCUGGUAUCAGAAUUCAGAUUUAUCCCUGAACAGACUGAGGAUGUGGAGCUGGCUAUAUACAAUGGAUGGAAGGAGUGCAGAGGUCAAACACCAGCACAAGCUGAAAUCAACUACUUGAAUAAAGCAAAAUGGUUGGAAAUGUAUGGUGUGGACAUGCAUAUGGUUCAGGCACGAGAUGGCAACGAGUACAGUCUGGGUUUGACGCCAACCGGUGUUUUGGUGUUUGAGGGACAAACCAAGAUUGGCCUCUUUUUCUGGCCCAAGAUCACUCGCUUGGAUUUUAAAAAGAGCAAGCUGACUCUGGUGGUUGUGGAGGAUGAUGACCAGGGCAAAGAGCAGGAGCACACCUUUGUCUUCAGAAUGGAGCACCCGAAGGCCUGUAAGCACCUCUGGAAGUGUGCCGUGGAACAUCACGCCUUCUUCCGGCUGAGGGGGCCGGUACAAAAGAACUCUGCGCGCUCCGGCUUCAUCCGCAUGGGCUCACGCUUUAGAUACAGUGGAAACACAGAGUACCAGACAACAAAAUCCAAUAAAGCCCGCCGCUCAGCCUCCUUUGAGAGGAGGCCUAGUCGUCGCUAUUCUAGAAGAACGAUGCAGAACAGAGGACACUUCAAUCCUCAGGAGGUUCUUUCAUCGGGCAACGGAUUGAACUCCAGUAAAGACAAGCAUGUUUCCACUGGUCGAGGCGCCUGGUCGGGUGUGCCGGUUGUGAACGUUGCUGCGCCUGCUUCUGUUUGUGGCCCAUUGGAAAUAGAGCCUCUGCCCAGGAGUCCUGGAGGGGAAAAGAGAAGUUUACCCCUGGCUGGUGACCUAAUCGAGACGUGCAUUGAUGAUGUCCUAAGAACUCCUGCGGCUCCCGCCGCAAAGGCCGUCGAAGAGGCGGGUCCGAGUAUAGCCUACUCUCCUCCUGGUGCCUCUGGCGAAGAAUUAGUCAGCCUUACUGAAACAGCAGCGCGUCUCAAACAACUGGAGUUGGAGAGCAGUCCACUCUUAGCCAAGAACAAUGUCAACAUCAAUAUGGUCAUGAAUAACCAGGAGGACAUUGUGAAGCUCAAAGAGAAAUGCUGUCUGAACAGUGCAGGAAGUAGCCCAGUUGUCACACCACUGCGUGCCCCAGACGACCUGAAGAGUAACAUCCUCAAAGCGCAAGCUGAGGCCGCAACGCUCAAGGUUAGUUUGGAGGAACAUGUCACAACGAUGGGAGAUAAAAACUGUAAUCUGCAGGAAACCUCCAGGUUGAAGUCGCGCACCGGCCGCAUGGGCAGUAACUCGUCUCUGUCCGUUAGCAGUCGCCCUGACAUCCAAGACUCUUGGGAGCUCCUCAAGUCUUCUUCGAUGGUGUCAUCAGCAGGCACCAGUGCUGAGAGGUUAGCUGAAGAUUCAAACCCUCCUCCACCCACCGUUGUGGAAAGCACCGCACUCAAGGUCCUCCAGGUUAAAGCAGAGGAAGUUGACGUUCCUAACACAACCGCACCACUGCCACUGCCUGAUAAUUUGAUUGACUUCACUGACCCGAUCCCCACUUUGCCCCCUGUGCAGCCACCGAAAGCGCCCAUCACCCCUCGCUGGAUCAUUCCUACCGCCGCCCCUCCCGGUAUCUUUACUAACGGCCUGCUCGACCUUGAGCCCCCCGCUAAGGUCGCUGCUCUUCCCCCCGCGGAUGGGGGAGCCGCUCUCACCUCAGCCCUCUCUCACCCCGCUCGCACACUUCACAGCAACUCCGUGAGCAUUACGGAUCAGCAGGCAGCCUCAGAGGAUGGAGCCACACUCAGAGGCCUCCUGACCACUGAGCUCUAAUCCCUGCAAACGAGUCGGGGCAGCAACACAACAUGCAGUUUUCUGACAGGACUAGGAGAGAAACCGUCACCAUCGUAAUCAGGCUCAGUUUUAAUUUCCAGCCCCACUCCUUCAUCCAAAUAGCAACUGGUUCCAUCCAUUUUGACCCUGAUAAGCAAAAAUGGUCUGACUUUCUUUUUGGGCGCCAUCUUUAUUUUCAUGUAAGCCAUUCCACUGGAUGUCCACUGUCGGAGCUGUACACUGGAAAUCGAUAUAAGACAAUUAUUUGAAGAGAUAAUAACAACAAGACUCUUGAUAUAUUGAAAUAUGAUUCAUUACAUUCCUUGAGCAGCCAUUUUUUUUUUUUAAUCUAAAAGCCCCUUUUCGGCCACUGGAUAGAUUUUUUUUUUUGUGGUCAUUUCUCCCAAGAGACACUGGAUUACUUUUGCGCUACUGGAGCAUUUGACACUGCCAUGGAUCACACCAGAUUUUUUAAAUCCGUUUUUUUUUUUCUUUUAAUAUAUCACGUGUUUUUUGUACAUUGUAGUAUCAAAAUUGAUCACUUGUUUGACCCUUUAUGAUUAAUCCUACCAACCCAACAAUGUGAGGUUUUAUAGUUCUGACUGAAUGUGAUCCUGUCCAUGAUUUCCACUUGGAGCUUCUUUUUUUGGAACAUUGGCUGUUUUAUGGUUGAUUUCUUCAUUUUAUUAUUUUUUGGAACGAGGAAUGUAAUUCACCCGUUGUGUUGAGCUAUAAAAUGUCACCAGUGCUCAGAGGGCAUGCCAGAGUUUUAGAUAGCAAAUUGCAAGAUAUGCAUGACAAUUUAGUAGAGAAAAGGAGCAUUAUAUUCAUGUCACAAUUUGAUACUGUCCUUCUUUUCACACCAAAUUAUCAAAAGACAGCUCAGUUUAUCUUGCUUUUUCAUUUGAAUUCUCAACUAUGGCUCUGGCUUGUUCAUGUUGUUUGGCUACGACGUUGCCCUCUUGUUGAUACUCAACCUUUCAAUUGUGAAAAUGUGCACGACCUCCCCCCAUACCCCCGUACGCCAUUGCUGAUUGUUUUACGUCACAAAUAUCUUAAAUGUAAUUUUGUACUUGUGAAUUGAAGAUCUAAUUCUAUAUUUUUGGACUAUAUUAAUGACUUAAUGUGUGUACGGUAUAUCACAUUGAUUCUUAAUUAGUGUUUUUAUUUUACUACCCCUCUCUUCAUUGUGACGGUGUAGUUUAUAAGGGAAGUUGACUGUUGUCCCAAUUCGUGCAGUUAUUUAUGCAGCCAUUCAGUGUUCACAUAUUACAUUUCCAAGUGUGUGAUUAGGCACAAUAUGUUUGUCAUCUGUCUGUGGCGAUUUUGCUAGCGUAUUCACAAACAACAAUAACAGCGUUGAAGUCAAUAAAACUGUAGGAAAUAAAAUGGA
Messenger RNA from Syngnathus acus (greater pipefish), 3939 nucleotides. RefSeq names its product erythrocyte membrane protein band 4.1 like 5 (gene epb41l5). The record is from RefSeq and is a predicted model, not a curated record. Gene Ontology annotation, molecular function: cytoskeletal protein binding. Gene Ontology annotation, cellular component: cytoskeleton. NCBI's taxonomy places the organism in Eukaryota, Metazoa, Chordata, Actinopteri, Syngnathiformes, Syngnathidae. The transcript is spliced from 26 exons. The coding region runs from base 204 to 2546 and encodes 780 amino acids.